This is a messenger RNA of Limulus polyphemus (Atlantic horseshoe crab), 3570 nucleotides long. RefSeq names its product transcription factor Sox-6-like. Gene Ontology annotation, molecular function: RNA polymerase II cis-regulatory region sequence-specific DNA binding; DNA-binding transcription factor activity, RNA polymerase II-specific. The coding region runs from base 1 to 993 and encodes 330 amino acids. Lineage: Eukaryota; Metazoa; Arthropoda; Merostomata; Xiphosura; Limulidae. The record is from RefSeq and is a predicted model, not a curated record. The transcript is spliced from 6 exons. Gene Ontology annotation, cellular component: nucleus. Gene Ontology annotation, biological process: regulation of transcription by RNA polymerase II; cell fate commitment.
AUGGUGACAGUAACGGUUGGUCCAACGUUUCUCCCAGGAGGUGGUUUAUAUGGACCUUUUCCACCUCACUUCAGGAAUGCUACUCAUCACCCCUUCACAGGACUUGUUGGACAUCCAAGUGCACAACAGGCUGCAGCGAUGCACGGAGCUGAAAAAAUGUCUACCUCAGGAUUAGCAGUUGGACAGAAUAAUCCAGGUUUGGGACUGGGAUCCGCGGAGACACACUUUCCUAUGCAUAUGUACAUGACACAACCUGCUGACUCUGGAAGUUCAAGGAAAGAAGCUACAGAGGCAAGCACCAGCGACGUCGACAAGAAAGGCGAGAUGGUUAUUACUUGUCAGAGUAAACUUCUAGGUGCCAAAAUAAUCCGCCAGGCCAAGAAGGACACCGACGGAAAGCCUCACAUCAAAAGACCAAUGAAUGCUUUCAUGGUGUGGGCUAAAGACGAAAGAAGGAAAAUAUUAAAAGCUUGCCCAGAUAUGCAUAACUCCAACAUUUCAAAAAUAUUAGGUGCUCGAUGGAAGGCCAUGUCUAAUUCAGAAAAACAACCUUAUUACGAGGAACAAUCCCGUCUCAGUAAGCUGCACAUGGAGAAACAUCCAGAUUACCGUUAUAAACCUCGUCCAAAGAGAACUUGUAUUGUGGAUGGCAAAAAACUUCGUAUUUCUGAAUACAAACAACUGAUGCGGUAUCGAAGAAACGAGAUGAGAAACUUAUGGUACCGUGAUGGAACUGUAGGACUACUGGAAUCACCAACUCUUGUCAAUCCUACAACCCUGGGUUCCUUUCUAGCUACCACCUCUAUUGAGACUUCAACAUCUGCUGACUUGCUUCAGUCUUUCACAUCAAGUAAGAUACCAGUACCAGCUGGAGGCUUCACUGAUGUAACCAUGACAACAAUGAGUCAGUGUUCUUCCAGUUUCCCAGCUAUGGUUACAAAUACAGUUAUUUCAAAUAAAACUGGUUUCACAGCAAUGGAAACAUCCACAUGAACUUUCAAGUAUCUGACAAGAAAAAAGCGUGAAUACCCAAAGGGUCACUAGUAUGAAAUGACUGGUAUGUUUCAAGCUGAGAGACAGACACCAGGAAACCUUUUUAUUAAGUAUAGUGCAAUGAUAAACUGUUACAUUUUUGUGGGCACAUGGAAAAGAAAAAGCUAUUAAACUUUGAAGUAACAUUUUCAAAUCCCUCAAUCUCAAAGUGAAGAGAUGGAUUUCCAUUACUGAUGUCUUGCAAGGUUAGGCUUGUAAAUCCAAAGUUUUAUACAUGCAUAUAUAUAUAAAUAUAGUAGGAGCCUGUAUUCUUAGAUGUUGACUAAACAUCAUAGAAUAACCCAUGUUUCUUUAUUGGGUAUAUUGAUGUUUCAUAUCAGCUCUGUACUCCCCGCUGUCUCGACAUCACCCGUGCGCAGUUUUAGAGCCACUAUCAUGAUUGGUAACUAAUGCUGGUUAUUGUUUAAAAUGACAAAGCCUUUUAUCAGUGCGUGCUCAAGAUGACUUCCCUGUCUAGUCUGUGAUGAUAACAAGUCUUUGUACAUUUAGGACAACUUUUUGUUUUUUUUCUUUAUGAUCUACUAUUGUUAACCAAGUGGAAUAGGAAAUUCAAAAUGGCUGCUACUUUGUUUUAUCUUUAAAAAACGGUAAUAUUCCCUUAUAAGUUUUUGUUAUAUAAUUUUUAGUGCUUUGUUUUGAACUUUCAUGAGUCAUCAAGUUUUAAACUAAUUUUUAUUAUUACAAAAAAUUUUUUGUAUGAUUAUAUUUGUACUGUGCAUUUUCAAAAAGACAAGUUUCCUACUGUACUGCAGUUUCAAUAAGUAAUGUGCAUAAGUAGUUCAUUUUAACCAUGAAAUUAACGUGCUCUAUGACGAUGACUUUUAGUUUCCACUUCAGGAAACAAUGAAUGCCAGUAUUUUAAGUGUUUCUAUAAGUAUUGUUUGUUCUAUCAGAAAUAGGAAGGAAACUAGUGUGAACAGCUAAUCUGAUUUUCCAGUGGAUAUUUUAUUGGUUAUUGUUAUUCUUCCUAAAUCGUUAAAGUUGUUACUGUCAAAGAUGGUAAUGUAUAGAUUGCGACAAAUUUCACGAAUAUUUGGAAUGCAUUUGAUUUCAUUAUUUGUAUAGUUUAUUACCAAGACUAACUAAAUAUGAAGCUAAGGGUCAUAAAAAAUCUUUUAAUGUCCAGUUGGCAAAGAUGGGCACAACUGUGUGUCAUACGAUUUAUGUUCCUAACCACUGUGAACGUCUCUCUUGGACUCGGUUCUCACAAGAACUAUAAUAGUGUAUAUUCUCACACUAGUCUGUUGUACUAACAGGCAGCCAAGAAUGCUGUGCCAACAUAAGAAUUAUUUUAAAAGUGACCACUGUACACUGAUCACUUUUAUCCCAUCUACUACAUGUUAUACUAAGGUCUAAGUUGUUGUUUUGUCUUUCUAUAACAUGCUGAAGUGGGUUGUAAUGUUGUGAUAGUGUAGCCUCUUACAUUUCUUUGGAUGAAAAUUGAACUCAUAAACAAAUACUAUGAUGAGGCAAAACUUGGUAUAUUCUUUAGUUAAGAAAGUAUAUAUAAUUUAUCAUGAAUCUUUUAAAUGUCUACUACACACCAUCUUCAUUUUUUUGUGCCAUAAAACAAUUCCAAAUUUUUUCUUCUCAAUCCUCCAAUUUUUGCUCAUUGCCAAAUAUACUAAUUUCAGCAACUGCACAUUUUUAGUCAAUAGCAUUUUAUUUUUAACCAAACUAACAAUCACAAAAAGUGAUUGUUUAAAGUAUGGUGAUUACAAGUAAUUGGUUUCAUAAUAUACCUUGUGGUUUAAAAGGUGUAUCACUUUUACUUAUGGCAGUUAAAGUUACUUCAAACCAACACAAAUUUGUAUUAUUCAUAACACUAGAAUGACUUAAAGUUUAGUUGCAACAAAAAAAAAUUAAAUUUCACAUUACAAAUUCUUCUUCUCAAUUCUGGUUUUUACAGGGCUAGAUAGUGAUGAUAUAAAAUAAAGUUAUAUUAGUUUCUUAUUUUUGAAUGCAGUCAAUAAUUCUUUUUAUUUAUGAGAUAUGACUUCAUCCAAAUACACUGUUUGAUCUUACUGAAUGCAGUAGGUUUCAUUUAUUUAGUGCAUUACAAAAAUCAAAAAAGAAUUUGUUCACAUGUGGAUCAGAUAACACCUUGCCAAGGACAUCCUUUACAUAAAAUAAUAUCUACCUUAUCAAACAAAGGGCAUUUAGUACUAAAUAACUUUACAGUUUUGUUUCUUUUAAUUUCUAACAAAAAAAAAGUUAACAAAAAAAAAAAAAAGAGGCCAGUGUCUUAUCCAUUAACACGUCUGACAACUAAGUAAAUGUUAUCCAUGUGGGCAGGUGUAAUGUUAGGUGUGGUGAUGUACAUGUAUGAAUGAAGUUUUCUUGUUAGUUAAAAAUAGCAUGUAGGAAAAGAUUAAAUAUGUUGAACUUUCCUAAUCAACAAAUGUAUCUGCCAAGAUUUCUCAAACAAAAACAUAAUUAUGGCAGCUGUUUGGGAAAUAUAAUUUGUUGUGCCACUAUUUGUGUGUGUAAAGUGAAGGGUAAUAAAUCAUUUUUGUU